Molecule: messenger RNA, 4287 nt
Organism: Ipomoea triloba (trilobed morning glory)
Lineage: Eukaryota; Viridiplantae; Streptophyta; Magnoliopsida; Solanales; Convolvulaceae
Product: ABC transporter B family member 9-like
Exons: 12
Coding region: 215-4015 (1266 amino acids)
Biological process (GO): transmembrane transport
Cellular component (GO): membrane
Molecular function (GO): ATP hydrolysis activity; ATP binding; ABC-type transporter activity
Source: RefSeq, a predicted model, not a curated record
UGAUCGAGAGGUGAAAUAAACUCUGACGCAACAAAUUCGGUAUCUCUCUUUCUACCAUAUAUUAUGUUCCUAAAAAUCCACAUAUUUCCCCAUAAAAUUCUGUAAUUUUCCCCUAAAAAAUAGCCCUAUAUAUAUUUCACUUUAGUUUCUUCUCCAUUCAUUCAUACACUUCAUAACCCAUUUUCUGAGUGAAAGAAGGAUUGUUGAAGAAGAAAUGGGUUUUGUGGAAGAACAAAAAGAGGAGAAAAGUAAGAAGAAGAAAAAUGAAGAACAGAAAGUCCCAUUCUACAAGCUGUUUACGUUCGCCGAUGAGCUGGACUUGUGUCUGAUGAUCGGUGGCACGUUGGGGGCCAUCGGCAACGGGCUAGCGCAGCCGAUGAUGACCGUCAUCUUCGGACAGCUCAUAAAUUCUUUCGGCACUACGGAUCCCUCGCAUGCUGUUCAUGAAGUCUCGAAGAUAUGUGUCAAGUACGUGUAUCUUGCCAUUGGCUCGGGCAUAGCUUCGUAUUUGCAGAUGUCUUGUUGGAUGGUUACUGGAGAGCGACAGGCUGCUCGUAUAAGGACACUGUACUUGCAGACAAUUCUAAGACAGGACAUUGCAUUCUUUGACACUGAAACUACAACCGGAGAGGUUAUAGGUCGAAUGUCUGGUGAUACAAUUCUCAUUCAAGAAGCCAUGGGCGAAAAGGUUGGGAAGUUCAUACAGUUCACUUCAACAUUCCUGGGAGGAUUCACCAUUGCCUUCAUAAAAGGAUGGCGCCUCGCAUUGGUUUUGUCUUCGUGCAUACCCGCCCUGGUUAUAGCCGGAGGAUUCAUGGCGCUGUUAAUGUCGAAAAUGUCAAGCCGCGGCCAAGUUGCUUAUGCACAGGCUGGAAAUGUAGUGGAGCAGACAAUUGGAGGGAUUAGAACUGUUGCUUCUUUCACCGGAGAGAAACGCGCGAUCGACCAAUAUGAUAGCAAGCUGAAAAUUGCUUAUAAAUCUACAGUCCAGCAAGGGAUGGCUUCUGGCAUAGGAUUGGGAGUUAUAUUGCUAAUUGUGUUUAGCACUUAUGGGCUAGCGGUUUGGUAUGGUGGGAAGCUGAUAUUGCACAAUGGGUACACAGGAGGAGAGGUGAUUAAUGUUCUUAUGGCCAUCAUGAAUGGAGGAAUUGCACUGGGGCAGACGAGUCCAUCCCUGAACGCAUUUUCGUCGGGGCAAGCUGCAGCGUACAAGAUGUUUCAAACGAUACAUCGAAAACCAGUGAUCGAUGUGUACGACAUGAGUGGCAUGGAGCUGGAAGACAUGAGGGGCGAAAUCGAGCUGAAAGAUGUGUAUUUCAAGUACCCAGCUCGAAAAGAUGUGCAGAUUUUUGCAGGGUUUUCGAUAUACAUCCCCAGUGGGAAAACCGCGGCUCUUGUUGGCCAAAGUGGGAGUGGCAAGUCUACCAUCAUCAGUAUGCUGGAAAGGUUCUAUGAUCCUGAUUCUGGAGAAGUGCUUUUAGAUGGUGUUAAUUUGAAGAAAUUUAAGGUGAGAUGGUUGAGGCAACAAAUGGGGUUAGUGAGCCAAGAGCCAAUAUUGUUUGCCACUAGCAUAAAAGAGAACAUAAGCUAUGGCAAGGAAAAUGCUACAGAUGCAGAGAUUAGAACUGCAAUAGAGCUUGCAAAUGCUGCCAAAUUCCUUGACAAGCUCCCUCAGGGGCUCGAUACAAUGGUUGGUGAGCACGGAACACAGUUAUCAGGUGGACAAAAACAAAGGAUUGCCAUAGCCCGGGCCAUUCUAAAGAACCCGAAAAUCCUCCUCCUCGACGAAGCUACCAGUGCCUUGGAUGCAGAAUCGGAACGAAUUGUGCAAGAUGCACUCGACAAGGUCAUGGCCAAUAGGACCACUGUCGUUGUCGCUCAUCGUCUGACUACAAUCCGAAAUGCUGACCUAAUAGCAGUCGUGCAAACGGGCAAACUCGUGGAACAAGGAACUCAUGAUGAGUUGAUUAAAGACCCUAAUGGAGCAUAUACACAGCUAGUGAAAAUGCAGCAAGGAAGCAAGAAAGAAGAGAAGAAAGAAUUGGAAACAAGUAUGGUGGAUCAAUCAAGUGUAGAAGAUCAGUUAACUAGAUCAUCAAGCCUCAUGUUAUCUGUGCUGAAAAGAUCUAUGAGCCAUGGAUCAUCACGACACUCUUUCACGCAUAGUUAUCCGAUUCCAGGGCUGAUUGACAUCAACGAAUCCGAAAUUGCAGAUCAACAAGAAGAUGCAGAACCAGAUGCCAAAACACUGAAGCAAAGGAAGAAUGUGUCUAUUGGAAGGCUUGCCUCCCUGAACAAGCCCGAGAUUCCAAUUUUGUUUCUCGGAGUUUUGGCUGCGUGCUUUCACGGAGUAAUCUUCCCCAUAUUCGGCCUCCUGCUCUCCACCGUCAUCAAGAUUUUCUUCGAGCCCCCGCCACAGCUGAAAAAGGAUUCCAAGUUCUGGGCACUCAUGUAUGUUCUCCUUGGUAUAGCUACUUUGCUGGCUGUCCCCAUCCAGAAUUUCUUCUUUGGAAUCGCGGGGGGGAAACUUAUCCAGAGAAUCCGUUCUUUAACAUUCAGGAAAGUCGUCUACCAAGAAAUUAGCUGGUUUGAUGAUCCUGCAAACUCAAGUGGUGCAGUUGGGGCGAGAUUAUCCACUGAUGCAUCCACUGUCAGGAGCCUUGUAGGUGAUGCUUUGGCUCUAAUUGUCCAAAACAUAGCAACGGUUGUGGCAGGCGUCAUAAUUGCCUUCACGGCUAAUUGGAUCCUAGCAUUAGUCGUCCUCGUUGUGGUUCCACUACUAGGCUUGCAAGGCUUUAUGCAGAUGAGGUUGUAUGCAGGAUUUAGCGCUGACGCGAAGGUGAUGUAUGAAGAAGCAAGUCAAGUUGCAAAUGAUGCGGUUGGGAGCAUAAGAACGGUGGCGUCGUUUUGUGCAGAAGAGAAGGUGAUGGCCAUGUAUCAGAAGAAAUGUGAAGAGCCUGUGAAGCAAGGGGUUAAAGUAGGGCUUAUAAGUGGAGGGGGUUUAGGCCUUGGUUCUUUGGUGCUCUAUCUUACAAACUCAUUUUGUUUCUACAUAGGAGCCGUUCUUAUCGAACAUGACUUAGCAACCUUUCCCGAGGUCUUCAAGGUUUUCUUUGCACUGGCAAUGACUGCUACUGGGGUUUCUCAAGCCUCUGCAAUGGCACCAGACCUUAACAAGGCUAAGGAUUCAGCAACCUCUAUAUUUGACAUUCUUGAUAGGAAGCCUAGGAUUGAUAGUAGCAGUGAACAAGGUACAACAUUAACUACAGUCCGAGGAGAUAUCGAGCUGGAACACGUAGCAUUCAAGUAUCCAACUCGUCCCGAUAUCCAAAUUUUCAAGGACAUGUGCCUCACUAUGCCUGCUGGGAAGACAUGUGCUCUAGUUGGGGAGAGUGGAAGUGGGAAAUCGACGGUGAUUGGGCUCGUGGAGAGAUUCUAUGAUCCCGAUUCUGGAGAAGUGUUUUUAGAUGGUGUUCCAAUUAGGAAACUAAAGCUCAGUUGGUUAAGGCAACAAAUGGGGCUAGUGAGCCAAGAACCAGUUUUAUUCAACGAGACGAUUCGAAACAACAUAGCCUAUGGCAAACAUGGGAAUGUGACAGAGGAGGAGAUAAUUGAGGCUGCAAAAUCAUCCAAUGCUCAUAACUUCAUCUCCUCAUUGCCUCAGGGCUAUAGUACUCCAGUGGGAGAGAGAGGGACACAGCUAUCAGGAGGCCAAAAACAGCGAAUAGCCAUUGCCAGGGCGAUACUUAAAGACCCGAGAAUUCUUCUGCUAGACGAGGCUACAAGCGCGUUGGACACACAGUCAGAGCACAUCGUGCAGGAGGCGUUGGACCGGGUGAUGGUGAACCGGACCACUGUCGUGGUGGCUCACCGGUUAGCAACGAUUAAAGGGGCUGACUUGAUCGCGGUGGUGAAGAAUGGGGUGAUUGCAGAGAAGGGGAAACACGACGAGCUUUUGAACAUCAAGGACGGAGUUUAUGCUUCCCUUGUAGCACUUCACAACAGUUCGACAUGAAAAUGUUUCUCGUUUCGCUGGAAUAAACUGUGAUUUCUACGCGAAUAACGAAUCCAUUCUUGCUGGGAUUGAAGAUGCAUUUCCACAGGCCAGACAGCCCCCCAAAUGAAUACAAACAUGCAUGUAACAUUGUAAUGUAAUCUUAACAUUCUCACUUUAACAUGUUUGUUUGUAGAUAAUGCAGUCUGAUCUGCAGAUUCUCUGAAUAUCAUGUUGAUUUAUGUUGUACACCAGAGAUUUGUCAUUGAUAUUCUCAUAUUUUCUACACCCAA